Molecule: messenger RNA, 1002 nt
Organism: Physella acuta
Lineage: Eukaryota; Metazoa; Mollusca; Gastropoda; Physidae
Product: tyrosine-protein kinase receptor UFO-like
Biological process (GO): positive regulation of kinase activity; multicellular organism development; nervous system development
Cellular component (GO): signaling receptor complex; plasma membrane
Molecular function (GO): transmembrane receptor protein tyrosine kinase activity; ATP binding
Source: RefSeq, a predicted model, not a curated record
AUGUCAAAUAUGAUUCCUGAGAUAGAGAAAAAGGCAGACCUAGACAAAAUUAUCAUCCAGUUUAACCGGCUGGCAGUGGGGAAGUUGAUUGGGGAAGGUACUAAAUCUGACUGCGAAAACCAGGAACUCUUUGUUCAAGAAGCUUUAAAUACUUUAAUGAUGAAAGAUUUUCAGCACCCACGAGUUCUCGGCCUUGUAGGGCUGGCACAAAAUGGACCAGACAAUCUUUACGUGGUUCUGCCGUAUAUGUCAAACGGGGCGCUCCUUACAUUUAUACGCGACCAGUCUGUUACUCUGAAGUUCUCUGAUGCCCUGAAGUACGGGGCAGAUAUCGCUAGCGGCAUGGCGUACCUCAGUGUCAGGGACUUUGUUCAUAGAGAUCUGGCUGCCAGAAACUAUGACCGGCUACGUGUAAAGAUUGGAGACUUUGGCCUGUGCCGAUCAGUGUACGGCUCUAGCUACUACACCAGCACCAACAGAACAAUGUUACCCAUACGUUGGAUGGCUCCAGAAAGUAUUGAGGUUGGCUGCUACUCUACCAAGUCGGACGUUUGGUCAUUUGGUGUCGUGCUGUGGGAGUUGUUGACCCGUGGUCUGAUUCCCUACCCUGGUCUACAGAACUCUGAAGUCCACGGCUAUCUGCAGCAGAGUCGUCUGGCUAGGCCGUACUUCUGCCCAGUCAGGAUAUACGGGGUCAUGACGUCCUGCUGGCAAGUUGAUACAGGUCUCAGGCCAAAUUUUCAAUCUCUCGAGGAGUUCUACGUUAAGAAACGUCUCGACGUGGUGAUGACCAUCCCCGAUUGCAGAUUUCUCUGUGGAUCUGCUGAUGAAGGCACAAACUCUCAAGCUUCGCCUUCAGCUUUAGACAUGGAUUACAUACAAGCCAUAGAUGGUUACAAUUAUAAUUCUAAUGUACCUAAUCAAGAUGUGUCCACUACAGAUACACCAGACAGGGUCUAUUCAAAUGUAAUUGAUAACUAUGAAGAAAUCUCCGUAUUGUAG